GUAGAGAGAGAGAGAGAGAGAGAGAGAGAUAAUAAGGAAAGGAAAGGAAGAGCCAUUCCUGAUUUCCUUCCCCCCAAAGAAGAAGAAGAAGAAGAAGAAGAAGAUCCCUUCUCUCUCUCCCUCUCCCUCCCCAGCUCUUUACUCUUCGGAACUCCUUCCUUCCUUCUUCUUCACUCCCCUCUCCCUCUCUCUUUCUCUCUCUCCGUCUGUGUCUUCUGUCAUUUUCUGUUUGUUUCAGCAAUGGACUCGGAAGUAGCAGCAAUCAAUAUCACGCCAAUUUGAUUCACCCCAAGAUCUCUGCAUGAUUUGACCGGUCCCAAAUCGGCAAUGGCGUUGAAGCGGGGGCCCUCCAAUGCCGGCGUCCACCGGAGCAUACUCGGUGGAUCUUGGCUGCCUCUAGCCGUCCUCGUCUUCUUCUGCGUUCUCUCUCCUUUCUUCUUCUUCUACGGCCCCGGCCUCCGAUUAGGCACAAUUGAAAAUUCAAAUGGAUUAGGGAAUGAGAAUAUUGGUUGGAGAGAAAGACUGGCAGCACAACAUCUUAAAUCUCUUUUCUCUGAAGGGGUGAUCGAUGUAAUUACAGCCAGCACAGAUGAUUCAAAUCCCCUAAAUCUUGAUGUUUUCAGAAAAUCCAAUUUGUCUGCUUCAUGGAGAAUAGUUGGACCAGAUGCAUCAGUUGUGAAUGAUUCCAAUUUGGAGUCAAUCCAAGGAGCUGGUGAUAUCAAAGAAGGGCUACCAAGGAGCGAAGUUACCAAUUCCUCAGAUAAUAAAUCAGAAUUUGUUGAUACCCCUGCAAAGCUAGCUCGUCGGCAACUGCGAGAGAAGAGACGUGAAAAGCGUGUGGCUGACUUGGCGCAGCAUGAUGAUGAAGCAACAGUUAAACUUGAAAAUGCUGCCAUAGAACGCUCUAAAUCAGUUGAUUCAGCUGUUCUGGGGAAGUACAGUAUUUGGAGAAAGGACAAUGAAAAUGAGAACCCCGAUACAACAGUGAGGUUUGUGAGGGACCAAAUGAUAAUGGCUAGGGUGUAUUUAACCCUAGCGAAGAUGAAAAACAAGCUUGAUUUGUACCAAGAAUUACAAACUCGACUCAAAGAGAGUCAACGUGCUUUGGGAGAGGCUACAGCUGAUGCUGAUAUUCCUCACAGUGCACAAGAGAAAAUGAAAGCGAUGGGGCAAGUUCUGUCAAAAGCAAGAGAGCAGUUGUAUGAUUGCAAUCUAGUCACUGGAAAGCUAAGAGCAAUGCUGCAAACGGCAGAUGAGCAAGUUAGGAGUCUGAAAAGGCAGAGCACAUUUUUGAGCCAAUUAGCGGCCAAGACUAUUCCUAACGGAAUCCACUGUUUGUCCAUGCGCCUGACAAUUGACUACUAUCUUCUACCUCCAGAGAAGAGGAAGUUCCCGAGGAGUGAGAAUCUGGAAAAUCGCGAUCUUUACCACUAUGCCCUGUUCUCUGAUAAUGUCUUGGCUGCAUCAGUUGUUGUCAACUCAACAAUCAGGAAUGCGAAGGAUCCCUCAAAACAUGUCUUUCAUCUUGUUACUGAUAAACUGAACUUUGGAGCAAUGAAUAUGUGGUUUCUAUUGAAUCCUCCUGGAAAAGCCACGAUCCAUGUUGAGAAUGUUGAUGAAUUCAAAUGGCUCAACUCAUCUUACUGCCCAGUUUUACGGCAGCUUGAAUCUGCUGCCAUGAAAGAGUACUAUUUCAAGGCUGAUCAUCCGACCACACUCUCAUCUGGGUCUUCCAACCUUAAGUACAGGAAUCCGAAGUACCUCUCUAUGCUUAAUCAUUUAAGAUUCUAUCUUCCUGAAGUCUACCCCAAGUUGGAUAAGAUUCUAUUUCUGGAUGACGACAUUGUUGUCCAGAAGGACUUGACUGGGUUGUGGAGAGUGGAUCUGCAUGGAAAGGUGAACGGUGCAGUUGAAACUUGUGGGGAGAGCUUUCACCGUUUCGACAAGUACCUUAACUUCUCCAAUCCUCAUAUAUCAAGGAACUUUGAUCCGAAUGCUUGCGGGUGGGCAUAUGGAAUGAACAUGUUUGAUCUUAAAGAGUGGAAAAAGAAGGAUAUUACAGGAAUUUACCACAAGUGGCAAAACAUGAAUGAGGAUCGGGUGCUAUGGAAACUUGGGACAUUGCCUCCUGGCCUGAUGACCUUCUACGGGCUAACCCAUCCUCUCAACAAGUCUUGGCACGUGCUUGGUCUAGGCUAUAAUCCAAGCAUCGACCGCAAUGAGAUCGAGAAUGCGGCGGUCAUCCACUACAAUGGGAACAUGAAGCCGUGGCUCGAGCUCGCCAUGACAAAGUACCGGCCUUACUGGACCAAGUAUAUCAAGUAUGAUCAUCCCUACAUUCGCAACUGCAACCUCCAUGAGUGAAGAAAGUCCACUUAGAAUGCGUUCCCUCUUUUGUCCCUCCAGAGAGAUGACUGGUUAGGAAGCUCUCACUGAUCUAAUACAGGAGGAGGGAUGUGAUUAUUGGGUUUUCUUUGCCUUCCCACAAUCAUUGGUUAUUCUUGGUUAUGAUUCAAUUGAUUUCAUUGUUACCCCCACUCACACCUCCAGUUGACCCUGUAAAAGCUCCUGCUGAUAUGAUAUUCCAUUUCAGUGUCAUCUUCGACUCGGAUGGAAUAAAACAGAGAUAUUCGUCAGUCGUAGUUCUGUAAUUUCUUCGAAUGAGAUAUAGAUUUGCUAAAUAGAAUUUUAUGUAUGGAGGACUUGCUAUUUCUGUUACUUCUAUGGCUUUUGA
Messenger RNA from Punica granatum (pomegranate), 2734 nucleotides. The record is from RefSeq and is a predicted model, not a curated record. NCBI's taxonomy places the organism in Eukaryota, Viridiplantae, Streptophyta, Magnoliopsida, Myrtales, Lythraceae.